Molecule: messenger RNA, 2008 nt
Organism: Tachysurus vachellii
Lineage: Eukaryota; Metazoa; Chordata; Actinopteri; Siluriformes; Bagridae
Gene: eif3hb
Product: eukaryotic translation initiation factor 3, subunit H, b
Exons: 8
Coding region: 51-1052 (333 amino acids)
Cellular component (GO): eukaryotic translation initiation factor 3 complex; cytoplasm; cytosol
Molecular function (GO): protein binding; metallopeptidase activity; translation initiation factor activity
Source: RefSeq, a predicted model, not a curated record
CGCACCUUAUCCGGAAAUCCCCAGGUUUGUGUUUUGGCGUGUUUGAGACGAUGGGACCUGAAAAUGACGCGUCACCUGCAGCGGGUCUGCAAUCGGCUGUGAAACAGGUUCAGCUCGAAGGCCUGGUAGUGCUGAAGAUCAUUAAACACUACCAGGAGGAGGGACAAGGCAGUGAGGUGGUGCAGGGAGUGCUGCUGGGACUGGUGGUGGAUGACCGGCUGGAGAUCACCAACUGCUUCCCCUUUCCUCAACACACCGAGGACGAUGCUGACUUUGAUGAGGUUCAGUAUCAGAUGGAGAUGAUGAGAAGUCUUCGUCAUGUCAACAUCGACCAUCUGCACGUGGGUUGGUACCAGUCCACCUUCUUCGGCUCUUUCAUGAGCCGAGCCCUGCUGGACUCUCAGUUCAGCUACCAGCACGCCAUCGAGGAGUCUGUGGUGCUAAUCUAUGAUCCCAUUAAGACAGCUCAGGGCUCCCUGUCCCUCAAGGCCUACAGGCUGACUCCUAAACUCAUGGAGAUUUGCAGAGAGAAAGACUUCUCCUCAGAAAGCUUGAAGAAGGCCAAUGUGGGCUAUGAGAAAAUGUUUGAGGAAGUUCCUAUCGUUAUCAAGAACUCUCACCUCGUCAACGUGCUGCUGUGUGAUCUGGAGGACAAGACGACAGAAGUGGAAAAGCAUGAGCUGCUUAACCUCUCUAGCAGCUCUCAUCUCGAGAAAAGCUUGCAGAUGCUGAUGGACCGAGUGGACGACAUGUGCCAAGACAUCAGCAAGUACAACAACUACAGCCGCAGCCUGAGCAAACAGCAGCAGCAGAAACACCAGUACAUCCAGAGGCGUCAGCAGGAGAACGCUCAGAGGCAGAGUCGAGGCGAGCCUCCUCUUCCUGAAGAAGACCUCACCAAGCUGUUCAAGCCUCCACAGCCUCCUCCACGAAUGGAUUCCCUGCUCAUAGCCGGCCAAAUCAACACAUAUUGCCAGACGGUGAAGGAGUUUACUUCUCAGAACCUGGGUAAGCUUUUCAUGGCCGAGGCUCUCCAGGGCCAUGGCAGCUAGAGGACAGCAGACGCGAUGGUUCUCCCGAGGCGAGUCCUGUUAUUGGUUACGAGUAAAUCUCCUCAAAGUCACUAAUAGAACAAAUGGAAGAAGAGUGGACAAAAGACCAAGGGUCCCUUUGCAGAACAUGUACCUACUAUAAACUUUUACAUGAAUAAUUGUAAUUGUUCAUGUAUAUAAAUUGUUAGAACUGACAGUUGUGCAUAGCUAUGCAUUUUUUAAUCAUAUAGCACAUACUGGAAACUGGAAAAAAAAGUUUCUCUCUUUAAGUUUUGUAAAAGGAGAUUUAACUAAAUUUGAUAAUGGAUUGUGCCUAAUUUUAACUGGAUGACUGUGUGAUAUUUAUGGUUUUGUUCUCAAAAUGUUUGCUGUCUUGUUUGGGAGCUAAAAGCCAAGUGUGACUAAUGGGGGCAACUAAUGGAAUCUCACCCAAAAUCUUCAUAAAUAUCUGUGUAUAAACACACAACGUUCUUCAGCAGACACACAUGCUUGCUGAUGUGGUUUAGGAAACUGACUCAGUAAUGUAUGAAAAUAAAAUGUAUGUAUCUGAAUGCUGUAAUUUGUCGGUGCAGCUGGUUUUUGCCCUUGCUACACCUCAUAGAUUCACCUCCUAAAGCCUGCAAGUUCUGCAAUCCUACAUUCUAAUACAUACUCUAUGAUAAAAUGUUGUUUGUUCGUUUAUUUUUGUUUGUUUUUACUGAACUAUUUCCUCAACCUUCCCUGUUGCUGUAGUUUCUUUCUCUUUCACACAUUUCCCUGAAGAGUUAACUUCAUUUCUCCCUUUUUUUUUUAACCAGAACACAUUUCAGCCACUAUUUCCAUUACAUGAACCGUCUGGAGGAAACUUUUGCAUUUGUCCAUCUAUGAUGUUCCUGCUCUAACUUGUUUGGUUUGACUUCACACACUGUUUACAAUAACCUCAUAUCCUGUCCUGUCAAAAAAAGUCCAGACCUGCA